Messenger RNA from Cinara cedri, 10213 nucleotides. The record is from the annotation of a GenBank genome assembly. Lineage: Eukaryota; Metazoa; Arthropoda; Insecta; Hemiptera; Aphididae.
AAAAUUACCUUCGUUCUCUUCAGAACACUGGUACAUUGUACGUAAAUUGACAAAUGAUGAUUCCAUAUUGGGGUCGGCAUCCCUUAGUAUUACCCUGGUCAACUUUUUGAAAUGAGCCCUUUCCAGCAAUUGUGCUACUUCGGGACUAUGAGGUUUCCAUCGACCGUUGCGGUUUUCCCAUUCCCAGACGACCACGGCAUGUCCGAGGGCCAUGUUACGUCCAGGGAUCGUCGGCAAUUCAAGUAGGUUUUCUUGGACGCAUUUAGAAGGUGGCUCGGGCGGGUAGUGACUACAGACAGGUUAUGACACGAAUAAUAUCUAGUUAAACAUUAUUAUUAUUAUUGUUCGUCGUGUUUACAAAAUAUACGGUUGGUUGAUAACAAUUGAUAAGUCGAUAACGAUCGAUCAGUGUUGUAGUUACGUGUUCGAUUGGCCAAGUAGCCUAACCCACGUUCGGGGGCGGUAUACACUGCGCCCACGGUCACGGUGUAUUGGUAAAUAUUACACCCUAAAAAUAUUCUUGAUUACACUCGAGUGUGGGACGUGCGUAUUACGUAUUAUCAGUGAGCCGAUAGCUUUGAGAACUUAAUACCGCUGUUGCAGUACGUCUGCUACAGUUAACAGUAUUUAAAUAUUUAUCCUGUCGGCUCACCAAUUACAUUUCUGUGAGCAUUAAUUCUGAGUUCCGAAGAGGCGCCUCCGUAUCCACCUAUAUGCGUGUGUCAUCAGGCAUCCGGGCACUACAAGGAUCAAGAGUGUAUGUCGAUUCCCAUAAUCCUGUGAUUUAUUGCUGACAGUUCGUUGUUUGAAAGUACGAUCGUCGUUGUUCAAUACUAUCACUUAAUAGAAGAUGUCCGACGAACGGCCGGAAAGUUCUGGGAAACGAUGGGAGGCACGGGCUAGGGUCGAUUAUCCGUUACACUAUCUCAUAUGGUUGCGAGAACACAAGUUACUUGAAGAAAAACUUGGUAUAAUCGGUCUUGAUGGAGAUUCUACCGACCAGGUAACAUUUAUAAAAUAGGUUUUGUAAGUACUUGAUACCAAACUCUUUAUAAAAAAAAAAAAUAUGUAGUUAAGUACUUGGUUUAAAUUUUUCAAAAGGUACACUUAAUUUUAUAAGUAAUUAUAUUUUAAUUUUAAAUAUUUUGUCAAGUUUUCUAACAAUUAUUUAUUUUAUUUUAGUAAUACUAGGUACACCAUUCAUAUAUUUUGAUAGGUACCUAAUAUUAAAAUUGUUUCUGUUUUCUAAUUAGUUUUUACAGGAAAACUUAGGUGCUUAAAAUAAAAAUGUUUUCAAGUAUAAAAAAUUUAAAAGUUUAAUUAUACAAAUUUUUUUAUUCUUAUUAUUAUUAGGCAUUAUAUAUUAUUUAUAAAAUAAUUUAAGAUAUUAAAUAAUAAACAAAAUAUUUCAUAUCCAGUUAGUAGGUAAAUAGAAUUCUUUCAAAAAAUAAAAUUUAAAUGAAUGAUAAUUAUUAUUGUUUUGGACACUAAUAAUAACUUUGUUUUGAAUUCAGGCCAGUUAAAAUAACUAUGUAAACAUAAUAAAAAUAACAUUUUAGUUUAAAAUAAACAGUUAAUCAGAUGUAUUUAUAGGUACCUAGGUGUUUUAUAAUAUAAUUAAAUACCUACCUACAUUUUAAUUUUUGUAAACAAGCAAACAAAAUUGUAUUUCAUAUCUUUUAAUAAUUAAAAAUUAAAAGAUUUGAGGAACUAUUAAUAAACAGGUAUUAAAAAUGUACCUUAAAAUAGUACCUUUAAGUUAUAAUUCUUUUUUAAAAAAAAGUUGGUCAUCUUAAAUCCUAACAAAGUGUAUAUUUUCAGUUUUAAAAUAGAUGUUUAAAAAAAAACAUUAUUACAAAAUAAAUAACAACUUAGGUUCUAUGUUUCACUUGGAUAGUAUAAGUACUAUUUUAUUGUUUAAUUAGCUGUGUAUUAUUGUUCAGUUAUAAAGAUAUAUAUUAGUAUCUAUAGGACAUAUAAUAAGGAUUUUAUAAUUUUAUAUUGAAGUAUAUUUAAAAGUGUGUAAAAUUUUCAUCACAUAUUUAUACACAUAAAUAAUGUAUACAUAUUUAUGUAUAUAAAUAAAUAGUGUUAGUAGGAUAAUAAUACAACUAAACAAUAUUUAAUACAAUUAUUUUAAUUAAAUUAUUACAUAGCAAUGGCUUCUUUAAAACCCUAAAUCGAUAAUUAUGUGUAAAAAAAAAAGCUUAAGGUUAAAGUAAUGCCUGGUGACAUUAUGCAGUGAACUCAGCUAUUAAGCAUAUUAAAAAAAAAAAAAACCUGUGUACUUACACCCCAAUAUUUUCCAUUUGACCAAAAUUAUUUUAUAUUCUAUUUGAAUAAUAAAAAAAUAAUUUUCUGUGCUGUUGCAUAUUAAAGCAAUUUUAAAAAAAUAAAUUAAACUCAUCCAUUAUAUUAUAAAAACUUAUAUAGGUAUAGUCUAAUUGCCCUGAUCUUAUUUUUAAGAGGCUCCUUAAAAAAUUUUAAUUUUGUCUAUUAUAAAGUAGUUUUAAAUGAUUGUUAGAUUAGUAUUUACUAUUGAUUAUGAUUUAUAAUUUAUUUUGUUAUUAAAUAUAUUGAGGCUGUAUUGUUCUAAACUAGUGGUCUUCAACCGGUGGGUCGCGACCCAUUUUUGGGUAACAUAAACUUAAAAAUUGGGUUGCGAUAAGUUUUCUUUUUGAAAUAAAAAUUAAGUUUAUACAAUUAUAUAAGGUUUACAAAUAGUUGUUUAAUUAUUAAAUUCAGAAAAUGAAUAAAUGAAAAUACAGUUUGAAAAUUAUUGUAAUAUAUUAUGUAUAAAUAAUAUUAUAUAAUUUAUAUUCAAAAAUAUAUUAGUAUAAUGGGUUUCAAAUCACAGUAUAUAUCUCAUAUACUGAUAUGAUUCUACGUAGUAUGAUGUAAUAUAUUAGUAUUAAAUAUAAUAAUUUACGAGUAAACCAGGCUAGUAAUAAAAUAAAUAUAUUAUAGUAUUAUCGUCAAAGAGUCCCAUAAUCUACGAACUUUGUCGAUGUUGUCGCUGUGUUUAAAGACAAAUAAAUGUUAGUUGCGUUAUUCUAAUCAUAUUUACGUAUCCUUUAAAAAGUUUUUUUAUUUUUAUUUAUUCAGUUAUAACAGUACUACUACUACAAAGUAUUAAGUAAUUUUAGAUUUUUUUUUUUUGUUUUCCUACAAACGUUUUUCUUAAUGUAUGCCUUAUGUGGGUCGUGAGUCCAAAAAGGUUGAAGACCACUGUUCUAAACUACCUACAACUUUAAUUUUAAUAAUUUUACUCGAAAACCAUUCAGUAAAUUGUAAAUGUAUUCUUGGAACAGCUUUAACAUGUAUUUAUACAGAAUUUUGAAUGAGUAUCACAUGUUCUUAAUUCUUAUAACUAUUUAUGUUAUAUAAUUUUAUAAUAAUAUAAUUACAGAGAUAAAAUUGAAACAUAUAAUUUAUUUGGAGACAAAUUUGUAUAAUUUGUUUACAUACAAAAUAUUCUUUAAAUUUAACUAUAGUUGAAUUUUAUAAUAAUUUUUAUGUUCAGUUUCAUAGUUUUGAUAGAUUAUAAUUUGUUAUUAACCAUUUAGUGUUUAAAAGUUAAGUUUGUUGGAUGAUAUGUGCAGUAAUGACAUGUACAGUACUUUAAAUUCUGUUACUAUUAAGUACAUUCAUCAUAAAAAGUUGUUUGUACUUGGUUGAGAAAAAAAAACCAUGAAAAUGUUUUAUGUUUUUAAUUUUAGGUACCUAUGUGUAUAUACAAUUUUAUUUUUAUUCCACAAAAAAUAAUAAAAUAUUAUUGGUAAAACUUUCUAUAAAAGUUAUUAUUAUAUUUCAUAUUUAAACUAUCUUCUUCUUAUUAUGUCCAGGCUUUAUAUAGAUGUUUUAUUAAAUUUUUUUUUGCCCCAUUGAUCGGCUAUUUGUAUAACCGCAUCUGUUGCAUUUGCUAGGUCAUCUCAACUAUUAAAUUAUUAUUAGUUAUCUAUAAAGUUUAAUUGUUAAUUAUCUGUAUGUUUUUAGAAUCCAAUUGAGAAAUUAGAUCCUAGAGGCCGUACUCCAUUGAUGUUAGCCAUAACAUUAGGCGAUAUAGAAUCUACUAGAUUAUUAAUAAUCAGAGGUGCUAAUGUCAAUGUAAAAAAUGAUGAAGGAUGGACGGGUAAAAUAAAAUAAAAACAAAUUCAAUUGAAUGAUGCCAUACUAUUUUGUAAUUUUAGUACUAGUAAUACUAGUAAUAUUAUUUUAUAGCAAUGCAGGAAGCAAUAGCUACAGGUGAUCCACAAAUGGUCCAACUUGUCAUGGAACACAGAGACUAUCAACGUCAUUCAAAUCGUGCUACUGGUGUUUCAAAAUUGUUAAAGCUACUUGAAGAAUCCCCCGAUUUUUAUGUAGAAAUGAAAUGGGAAUUUAUUAGUUGGGGUAUGUUAUUUUAGUUAUACACUGUUUAAAUUUUAUUUAAUUCCGUUUAUUAUUUUUGAUUUUAGUACCAUUAAUAUCAAGAAUGUGUCCAAGUGAUACAUAUAAAAUAUUUAAACAGGGAUCCAAAGUGCGAAUAGAUACUACAUUGUUGGGUUUUGAACAGGGUAAUUGGGAACGUGGAAAUUUAAGUUAUAUAUUUUUAGGUCAAAGUGAGUGAAGUAUUAAUAUUUCUUAUUUUAUUAUAUGCUUGGUCAUGUCAAUAACAUUGUAAAAUUACAGCUGCAACGCUUUUCAAAUCAGAACGAACUUUCAUAUUUCAACUUAACGAAGGUUAAAUCUUUCAUAUAAACAAAAUAUAACUUUUAUUUAGAAUAUAAAUGUUCAUAUUAUUUUCAUUAAUUAUUAUAGAAAAAGCUUUUCUGAUAAUCAAAUUUUAAACACUAGUAAAGGUAUAACUUGUUUAUAAUAGGUUUAAGAUAUGUUUUAAAGAUCCUUGAGCAGUUUUUAGAACACCUUGUAUUAGUUUGAAAUAAUUUGUCAAAUAUUUUAUAUACUUAUCUGCAUUUUUCAUGUAUAUAAUCAUUAUACCAUAUUUAAAUAUUUUUGAAGUAGUUACUAACCUAAUGCAAUUUGUAACCAUGUAAAUUAUUUAAAUGUUAACGAUGUAUUGAUUGUUUUUGAGUGAUACAUUUAUGUUAACUGUCAUUUAGUUGAAAAAUAGUGUAAACAUAAAUUUGUUUGCUCAAAUUUAAUUAGUACAAAACAAAGGUUUUCUAAAACACUAAAUAAAAACUAACAUUAAAUAUAAUAAUACAGUAAUAAAUUUAUUAAAAUAUAAUUAUUUAUCUAUACUUGUCAUUGUUAAAUUUAAAAAUAAUAAUUACAGUGGAACCUCGAUAAGUCAAAUUUUUGAUAACUCAAAGGAAUGCCUUGGCCCCUGAAUUUCAAUAUAUGAUAUGUGGUAUAAAUUUGCUCUAUAAUUCAAAUUUCGCUAACCCAAAUUCCUCAAUGUGUCGAAGUUAUUUGAGUUGAAUUUUGGCUUAUAACUAAAAUUAUUCAAAACAGAUUACUGAUAAUAUAUUGAUAAAGUAUAAUAAAGUGUAUAUUCUUAAAUAAUGAUAAUCGUAAUAGAAAACUUAUUAUUUUUAUUAAUAUUUACUUAAUGCUUAAAAGGCAUGGAUAUAAAUUCGUUAAGAUAAUAAAACAAUAUAGCCUAUGAUAUUAAUGUUUAUUUUUGUACAUUAUUAGUAAAUGUAUAUGUUGAUCGAAAUAUACUUAUAAAUAUUUAAAAAUAUUUUUGAUAACUCAAAUUUUUUUUGCCCCCAACCAAUUGGAGUUAUUGAAGUUUUCUGUAGGUCAAAUUUUUAAUAAUUUGAAUUAUUUUUUUGCCCCAAACUGAUUCAAGGUAUCGAGGUUCCACUGUAUUUUAUACUAUAAUCAUGUGCAAUGAUUGUGUUAUUAGAAACUGACCCUAUGACAUCCAAAUAAAUAGAUCUUAAUAAGCUUUAAAUAUAUGUGAUUGUUAAAAUAAUUAAAAAUUAUUGAUGUAUUCAAUGUUAUUAGGUCAAUCAGCUAAAUUUCUAGAGGUUGAUCACGAGACACACAGGGUAUAUGUAGAAGAAAUACAAAUGAUUCCUUUAGAUCAAGGUAUUGAAGUGAUGCGUCCAUCGGAUGAUACAAUAGCUAGCAGAUUGUCUGCUCCUAUCGUUAGUUUCGAUAUAGACACAAAAAAAAUAAGUUUCGAAAGGUACUGGUUGAAAGGUUGAAGUAAUUUACUGUUGAGAAAUUUACAAAAUCUUUAAUUACUUUUUAUUAUUAAUUUUACAGAAAUAAAAGUGGGAUUUGGGGUUGGCGGCAAGAUAAAUCGGAAAUAAUAAAUGAUUAUAACUGUAAAGUUUUUAAUGCAAGUAAUGUGGAAUUUGUUGCCAAAUCAAGAACAGAACACAUGAAUGAAACUGAAAAGGUAAAGUUAAAUAGUACAAAAAAUACCAUCCAAACAAUGUUAGGUUCAAGUGAAGAAAAAUGUGUAAGUUUAUAAUAAACUUUUUAUACAUUUGAUAAAUAGCUUAUGUAUAUUUUUAUAUAUGUUCUUUAGCCAGUUAAACCAGAACUUAAAGUUACUAUGGCUGAAUAUUUUGACGAAUUUGUGGAUAUUAGAGGUAAAUAUUUACGGAAACCAAUAGAGCAAACUACCAAAGUCACGAAAAUCAAGGUAAGUUUAAAUAUAAUGCCCAAUUUAUAAUUGCUAAUUAAAAUACAUUUUGUAUAUUUUAGGCCAAUUUAUGGCUUAGUGAAGAUUACCCAUUAAGUCUGAAAGAACAAAUAAUGCCAAUUGUUGAUUUAAUGGCUAUUACAAGUUCUCAUUUUGCUAAACUCAAGGAUUUUAUUGAAAUGCAACUUCCAUCCGGAUUUCCUGUUAAAAUUGGUAUUAUACAUAAUACUAAUUUAUUAUUUAUUAAAUACUUAAAUAAUUAUAAUAUUAUAGAAAUACCAUUAUACCAUAUUUCUAAUGCCCAAAUUACUUUUGGUAAUUUAUUUGGAAUGGAUAAAACUAUAGAAGGUGUUCAAACAUUAGAUACAGAUGGAAAAAUAUUCUGUGUAGUUGAAGAUUCUGUAUUUGUUCCACCCAGAAGUUAUGUAGUUCUUGGUAAAAUAUAAAUAAUCUAAUUUGUUUUCCUUACAUAUUUUGUGUUCAUAAAAUUACUAAAACUUUUAAGGUGCUGAACAAAGACGUCAAAUUGGUGUAGACAACGAUGAAGAACUACUUCAAUUUGCUGUUCAACAGAGUCUAUUAGAAACUGGUGCUGAAGAAGAUCAAGUAUUUUUUUUUUUUUUUUUUUGGUCUAUAUUAUAAUCUACUUAAGAAAAAAAAAUAAAAACAUAUUAUUACUCAUUAUCAGGUAGACAUUUGGGAAGCAUUACAAGUUCAAAGACCGAAUACUCCUAAUGACCCUUAUUUUGAUCCAGCUGAUGAAGAAUUGCAAAGGUAUAAUAAUUAACAUAUCAGAUAUGAUACUUUAAUAUACAUAUUUCUUAAUCUAAGUGUAUUUAAACAGGUUACCAUUUAAAAAGAGAGGACUAUAAAAAUAAAAUGCUUAAUUCCUCUAAUUUGAUCCUAAAAAUAAAUCUACCUUAUACCGAGUUGUUAAAUAUAAUACAAUUUGAUUAUUAAUUUUGGUAACCACCCAAUAUAGUGUAAUUUAUUAUGGAUCCUUUGCUUAGCUUUUAUGUAAAUUUAGUUAAUUUCCUUGUAGAGCGAUCCAUGCAAGUUUGACCGAGUGUUCAUUUGUGCCUGCGGUUUCGCAACCAGAUGUGCCCGAUCUUGUAGAUGAUACAACAGUUAAUGAUACAGAUGCCGAUCUUAAAGCAGUAUUAAGGUUGUCGAUGGAAGAAAAGAGACAGGCUGAACUGCAGAUACGAAUGGAAGAAGAAAUGUUAGAAAAAAUAUUACAGCUAUCUUUAAUUGAAAAAUAAUGGCUUGUAACAGAAUAUUAUGAGUAUUAAUAAAUUAUAAUUUAUUAUACUAUAAUAUUUUACAAUAUGUGUCCCAUUAAAAGUGUACAAUAUCUAACUAUAGUAAGAUGAAUGGUGAUUAUAGCAUCAACAAUUAUGAUGAGAGCUUUUAUUUAUAUAUAUUUUUAUAUACUGGGAAAAUAUUUUUUAUUUAAAGAUUAUGUGCUGCAUAAAGUUUACUUAAACUAUCAGGUAAAUUAUAUAAGCAUAAAUAGUUGAUUUAUUAUGAUGUGUUUUUAACAAUCACUUCAACAAAUACCAGUUUAUAUUUUUUAUUCAAAUUUAAAACAAUCAUUGUGUUUUCAUUUCUAUAAAAUACUAUAUCUUGUAUUUGAUUUUUGACCAACUAUUUUCUUUGUAAAAAUAGUGUUGUUGAAAUUAUCCCUUUUUACUUUAAAACAUUUAAAUAAUAUUAGAUAUUUUGGUUUAUAGAAAUUUACACCUAUAUAUAUAUAUAUAUAAUGUACACAGGGUGGUAUAUUCUCUAUAAGACUCAUUAUCUUGAAAAAUAUUUACUUUUUGGAAAGUUAAUGAAACAAGCAGUUAUGAAAUGUUUUAUUACUGUUAUUUUUAAGUUUGAAAACUAUCCACUUUUGAUUUUGUAUUAGAAACCCACAUUAAUUAUUCCAUAAAUAGAUGAAGUUUAUAUUUUAAUGUUGAAAUUUUCAAUUUUUUUCAUCCACUUUAAGAUUUUGGCGGGGGGAGUGUAAUGGAGCACUAUUCAAUGAUCAUGCCGCCACACAAAUGAUGCUUUACUGUUCUUCCCCUAUUCAAACUUGUGAAAUGUUUCAUCAACACGUUAACAUAAAAAAUGUUCAACACUAAAAUAUAAGUAAACUUAAUCUAUUUAUCGAAUUUUUACUAUAGAUUUUUAUUUUAAAAUAAAAAGUUGGUAGUUUUUUAACCCCUUAAAAUAAAGGCGACAGAAAAUUUCAAUGUAACAUUUUGAAACUGAUUAUUCCAUAAAUUAUGCGAAAAAAAAAUUCUGAAAAAAUUAAUUAUUUUCUAGAAUAAUAAGUUUCUUAUUGAGGAUUCUGUUUAACAUAACAUAUAUUAUAUUUCUUUAUUAUGUUAAUAUUACAAACAAUAAUUUAUGUAUUUACUUAUGUUUAAUAAUACAGAGUGAUUCACUCAAUUGGAAACACUCAUUAUCUUGAAAAGUAUUAUCAUUAUUUUUUUUUUUGAAAACUUAAGAAUCAAAUAGUUCUAAAAUUGUACGUUAUCAUUUUUAUUGUACCUCUUAUUUUUGGGAGUGAAAUGACUGUACUACUUUUGAUUUUCAAAUAGAAACCUAUUUUGAAAAUGCUUUAAAUAAAUGGAGUAUUAUUUAAAAUAAUAUCUCGUCAACGGAUUGACGGAAAUCAAAAAUUUCAACAACAAAUUUUAUUUUAAAUAAUACUUCAUUUAUUUAAAGCAUUUUCAAAAUAGGUUUCUAUUUGAAAAUCAAAAGUAGUACAGUCAUUUCACUCCCAAAAAUAAGAGGUACAAUAAAAAUGAUAACGUACAAUUUUAGAACUAUUUGAUUCUUAAGUUUUCAAAAAAAAAAAUAAUGAUAAUACUUUUCAAGCUAAUGAGUGUUUCCGGUUGAGUGAAUCACUCUGUAUAUACUUAUUUUGUACCUAGCAAAAAUUUUAACUUCUUUAUCUUUAUUAGUACAAUAUUAUUCGCAAUGUAUUAAUGUUAUUAAUGUUUAUCAUAAGCUUGGGUGAAAAUUAUAUCUUUUUUUUUUAUUAUUAUUAUUAUAUUUGAUCUUGAUUUUUUUUACAUUAAGUCAUUAAAUUACUAUUUAUAUUGUUCUUAUGUUAUAUUCCUAUGAAAUUUAUAUUACUUGCAUGUAUACUUACUCAGUUUUUGCAAUGUAUUCAAUAAUUUAAAAAAAUAUUUGUUCACCUACCUAUUUAUUUUAACAUUUUAAAUUGAAAACUAAAAUGAAUUUUGUAGCUAGUCAGAAGUUAAGUCAUUAUUAUCUAUGUUGUUGAGUAUAAUAUAUGAUAUAUUGAACCGUGUAAUGUAUAUAUAUUUAUUUUUGUUUUGUUAUUAAUAUAGGUAAGUAACUAUUAUUAAAAUUUACCUGUAUAACUGUCGUCGUAAUCCAUCUUAUUUUUUUUUUCUGUUUUUCUGAUUUGUAUUUUAUACAUUGUUUUAAAAUCGAAAAUUGAUACCAUUUACACAAACCUUAUUAUUACACCCAUCAAAGUCGAAUGUUUUUUUCCCUUCUCACCGAAUUUGGUCAAAACAACUGUUUCCCCCCUGAACCCUGUUAAACAUUUUUGGAUUUGUCCCUAUUAACUGUUACAGUGGCACUGGA